CAGCCUGCGCUGUUGCCAACCUAUUGCGUUGGCGCAAGGUGUACGCUCGUCAACAUCCAAAAGUCGUCCCGACAGUAUAUCGAUUAGUUGACAAUCGCGAAUAUCUCGUUGUUUUCUGUCAACAUUAACUACUUUGUUUCGGUUUAACAUGGUUUACGAUUUUUAACGGCCAACUCGAGAGCUAAACAGCUUCGAAGUGCUACGAGCAGACCUUACAGCCACAUGCUAAAGUUGCGGCUGGUCUCCACGCAUUUCCUCAAACAGCCGUAGAUUAUAAUGUGUCGUGAUAGAGAUAUGAACCCAUAAUUUUCGAAAACGUCAUCCGCAUCGUAGUUUCUGUCAUUUUUAAACCGUAAUUGUAUUUUAAAAAAUCGUUACUCUAGUAGUCCGUGUUUUUUGUUUCUAAUUACAUAGCACAGUUGUCCACGUAAGGAGAACGAGAGUGUAAAGCAUGAAAGGUCCUUCGCGAAGGGAAGAGCAACCGCAAAAAUUCGUAGCCCGUAUCGACUACGAUCACAAAAUAUGUAAAGUGAAAAAGAUCACUUUACCUGUCGCGAACAAACAGCCGUCGGUUACGACAACGACCUUUGACGAAUUCAAAGCUUCAUGCAAAGCCAGAAAACGGAAGGAGCGACAAGAGAGCAUAAGUUCCUUAUGCCAGGAAAGAAAAGUUAUCAGAUCAAAUUCCGAAGAGAGACCGGUUCACAAUAAAUCCGUCGAAACUCGGACGAACAUACGUCGCGUUUCAAGCUCGGGCGAUUUCCCGAAAUCUGCAUCGAUCGAAAAAAUCAGCGUGUCACCGAACAGAAUACCGACGUGUGAAAAAUGGCUCACUUACGACGAUGGCGAAUAUGAAAAACGACGAUCUCACGAGAGAUUCGCAAAACCUCACACCAUCAAGAAUAAGAGGCAGCCAAGCAAACGUCUGAGGAUGCGAUAUAAUACCAAAGUCAAGAUAAAGGCCGAGACCAUCAACGAAAAAGAUUAUGGCAAAAGGUUUAGUCUGACGCAUAACCAAGGAACUUUUCCAUAUCUGUGCUCUAUGGCAGCUGAACACCCUAAAGACCACGAAGGCAAAAAAUCGCCAAACCAUCUGAAUCUAGGCGAACAUGAGGCAGAACCCACACACAGCCCAAAUCACACUCCAGUCUCGCCCGUAUUGGACUUUUCCACCCUUUAUGAACAAGUGGAUUGCUCAGAACCCGUGCUGUCUUCUACUACCCGACACGUCAAUGAGAAUAUGGAGACGUUGCCGAGUCUUGCCAUCGCCACGAACAGGUCCCUUUCGUCGCCACGUAAUUCCAUAAUAGCCACUCACAAAAUCUACUUGGACCCUGACAUACCCCACAUGAAUGUAUCUUUGGAAAAGUUGCCCCAGAGUCCCAUGCAAAGGUUGCACAAACAAAUAAACAGUAUAAAGAAAAAAAUAAAAAAUUACGAGACCGAAUUUGAGACAGCACGCGGUUUUAAACCAUCGCAAAUCGAUAAAUUAAACGAUUCGUGUUUAAGGAAACUAUACGGGGAGUUGAGCAAGUUGAAGAAGGAAGAGAAACAAAGGUUGGAAUUGCCUGAAAGUGGUUCGAUGAUCGAUUUUGAUGAAGCAACAUGUGAACGUGGACGAAAGUUUAGCCUGCAGGAUACCGUGAAUGAAAUACAGCAGAAACUGGCCCAAAAACGAGAAUCAGGAAAACGAUCUAUUAAGUUAGAGGAAAUGACAUCCGAUCAGCUAGUUGAAGAGAAGGUGUCCAUGCAAAAAGCUCUCUUAUACUUAGAAUCUGUGCAUGGGCGAGCCCAAAGUAAAGAGGACAGAGAUGUCGUCCGACCUUUUUAUGACCGAUACAGAACCCUUAAACGAAUGGUGGCCAAGCUGUCUAUUGCGAAUACUACUGUCACUGAGCUCGCGACGAUCGAUGAGAAUGAAGCCAUGCAUUUCAUAACACCCACAUCGUCGUCAUACGACACCGAAUCCGAAAAAACAGAAAAUCCAAGGCACAUUGUAAAAGCACCGUCUAAUAGUAGCGACAGUGACACGGAGUCCUCUUUUAGCGAAAACUUCCAUUCGCUAUCUAAAGCGGAACUGGCCGAGCAACUAAAAAUCGUGGUUGAAGAGAAAAAACAAUUGAGGCGUACAAUUAAGGAGUUUGAAAUAGAUGUGCAGGCAAAAACGGGUAGAAUGUUAACGAGGGAGGACAAAGUACCAAUUGAAAAUGUAUAUAUGGCUUAUAAAAAAGCGAAAGGCAAACUGCGAUUGAUCGAAGCACUUAUUGGGAAACCAUAAGUUCAUUUAGCUGUUAGGUUGGUCAAUAAAUGCUUAUUAUAAAAUCUUCUCCAAGGAUCUUUUUCGUUUCUUUAUUGUUGAUUUGGCAAA
Messenger RNA from Cylas formicarius (sweet potato weevil), 2368 nucleotides. Its product is annotated as protein FAM13A. The transcript is spliced from 8 exons. Bases 452 to 2278 code for a protein of 608 amino acids. NCBI's taxonomy places the organism in Eukaryota, Metazoa, Arthropoda, Insecta, Coleoptera, Brentidae. The record is from RefSeq and is a predicted model, not a curated record.